Cricetulus griseus (Chinese hamster) is the source of this 702-nucleotide messenger RNA. The record is from RefSeq and is a predicted model, not a curated record. Lineage: Eukaryota; Metazoa; Chordata; Mammalia; Rodentia; Cricetidae.
AUGGCGUCCUCCCCAAACUACUACCAUCCUCAAGAAGGCCCUCCCUCCCCACGAGCCUCUCCUUCGGUUGCCAUGGUGACGCAGCUGAGGGCUACUUACGUCACCGCGGGUUCCCAUGCAGGACCCCUGCUGGUGGUCUGGAUCAACAAGUUCAAGGUCCUAGGGCAUGUCUGCAUAACAGGUAGAGAACUUGGCAUCAAGACAUGGAGCAGGAGUGCCCUGAGCAUCUUGCUUAUCCUGCCUGCAGGUCCUUUCCUGUUUCUCCUGGCCACCUGUCUGGUGGCUGUGCUGCUGCAGGAGGCAGGUGCAAUUCCAGCACGCCAGGUACCUGUCAAGACCAAAGGCAAACAUUUGAUCCUUGAGCAGGAAACAGAGAAGGCCUUGGGUACCAAAGUCAUGGAGCCCCUGGAUAAGGACAACCAGCUGGGGGCACUGCUGCCUGUGCCCAAGGAGAGGCUUGCAGCUGCUGAGGAAAAGCGUUCAGAUGCUGUGACCUUGGUGGAGACUGAAAAAGAUAUCCUGAGCCGUUUUCGGAACCCUCUUUACGGUCCAGAACUGGAUCUUGACAGCAUUCACCAUCCGAUGUAUGAGGAGGUCCAGGAUGAGGAGGUGCCCCAGAUGAGGCCCAUGUUGAUUCGCCAGGUGCUCCAGGGGCCAGAGGAGGACCUUGACCACAUCUCCCACUCCCUGGAGGACUCCUAA